Molecule: messenger RNA, 600 nt
Organism: Orbilia oligospora ATCC 24927
Lineage: Eukaryota; Fungi; Ascomycota; Orbiliomycetes; Orbiliales; Orbiliaceae
Exons: 4
Coding region: 1-600 (199 amino acids)
Biological process (GO): translation; negative regulation of translation
Cellular component (GO): ribosome; cytosolic large ribosomal subunit
Molecular function (GO): mRNA binding; structural constituent of ribosome
Source: RefSeq, a predicted model, not a curated record
AUGUCGACAUUUGAAGAAGUCGUCGUCAUCGACGGCAAGGGCCAUCUCCUCGGUCGUCUUGCUUCCAUUGUCGCCAAGCAGCUCUUGAACGGCCAGAAGAUCGUUGUCGUCAGGUGUGAGGAUUUGAAUAUCUCUGGGGAGUUCUUCAGGGCGAAGCUCAAGUACCAUGCCUACCUCCGCAAGGCCACCCGUUUCAACAAGACUCACGGUCCUUUCCAUUUCCGUGCUCCCUCCCGCAUCUUCUACAAGGCCGUCCGUGGUAUGAUGCCACACAAGACCGCCCGCGGUACCGCCGCCAUGGAACGUCUCAAGGUCUUCGAAGGUGUUCCCCCACCAUACGACAAGAAGAAGAGAAUGGUUGUUCCCCAGGCUCUUAGGGUUUUGAGAUUGAGGCCCGGAAGGAAGUACUGCUCCGUCGGAAGACUGAGCAAGGAAGUUGGAUGGAAAUAUGCUGAUGUUGUUAGCAAGUUGGAGGAACGCCGAAAAGUCAAGGGAGCUGCUUACUACGCCCGCAAGAAGGCACAGAUCAAGACUCUUUCGCAAGCACAGAAGGCUACCACAACGGCCGCGGACGAGAAGCUGGCUUCGUAUGGAUAUUAG